Messenger RNA from Chara braunii, 785 nucleotides. Lineage: Eukaryota; Viridiplantae; Streptophyta; Charophyceae; Charales; Characeae. The record is from the annotation of a GenBank genome assembly.
GAGCGAGGACGCACAACACUCACCACGCGGGGGAAAGGUGAUCGUAGCGAGGAAGAAAGGCAACUGCAUGGAGGUAGCGCAACUCGGGAAAGAAAGCGCGUGGGCAGAAAACAGCUGCACGGAGGUAGAAGAAGGACGCGUGAAGGUAGAAGAAGACCGAGCAGAGGAAGAAGAAAGCGCGAAGAAGAAGAAAAAGAAGAGGACGAGGAAGAAGGAGAGGCCGCGCAUAAGGGAAUUGGGAAUGAACACAAAGAUGAACGACCGCAUGCACGGUAAGAAAGGCGACUGCGAUGAGGAAGACGAGGAGAGCAUUGAGCUAAGACGACGACGAAACGCGAAUGCAUGCCUGGGCGAACGAAGUUGAUGAACAUACGGGAGGAUGGACUCAAUGAACGCUCGAGCGGAGAAGACAAGCGAAGGUGGUACCAAGAGGAGAAAUGCGCGGAGGAGAAGAGAAGGCUGCGCAGAGGUAAAGAGAACUGCGUGGAGAUAGAAGAUGACCGCGUGGAGGGCGAAGAAAGCGCGAAGAAGGAGGAGGAGGAGAAGAAGAAGAAGAAGAAGAAGAAGAAGAAGAAGAAGAAGGAGACGAAGAAGAAGAAGAAGAAGGAGAUGAAGAAAGAGACGAAGAAGGAGAAAAGCGAGACGAGAAGAGAAACGAGGAGAAGGGCGACUUACCUGUCAUCCACCUGACCUGUUGGAUGCGCGUGGUGCCAGUCAUGCCCCCGCGUGUCGAGGUUUCGGAAUGUUGCACUUUCACGAUGGAUCGUGAUGCGCUGCGGAGCGGU